ACUCUUCUCUCUUGCUGCUGCCAGGAAGAAGUGCCUUUCACCUUCUGCCAUGAUUGUGAGGCCUCCCCAGCCAUGUGGAACUGUCUUAAACAAUGAAGUUCUAGGCUUCACACUGAACUAGGCCUAUGGCUCCAGAGACGAAGACCAAGUCCUUGCUUUCAGGGAACGUCCACCCUCUGCUGGGGAAGGCAGCUGUUUCUUCUUACCAUUUCCAUCUUCCUGGGGCUGGGCCAGCCCAGGAGCCCCAAAAGCAAGAGGAAGGGGCAAGGGCGGCCUGGGCCCCUGGCCCCUGGCCCUCACCAGGUGCCACUGGAUCUGGUAUCACGGAUGAAACCAUAUGCCCGCAUGGAGGAGUAUGAGAGGAACAUCGAGGAGAUGGUGGCCCAGCUGAGGAACAGCUCAGAGCUGGCCCAGAGAAAGUGUGAGGUCAACUUGCAGCUGUGGAUGUCCAACAAGAGGAGCCUGUCUCCCUGGGGCUACAGCAUCAAUCAUGACCCCAGCCGUAUCCCCGUGGACCUGCCGGAGGCACGGUGCCUGUGUCUGGGCUGUGUGAACCCCUUCACCAUGCAGGAGGACCGCAGCAUGGUGAGCGUGCCGGUGUUCAGCCAGGUGCCUGUGCGCCGCCGCCUCUGCCCGCCACCGCCCCACACGGGGCCUUGCCGCCAGCGCGCGGUCAUGGAGACCAUCGCUGUGGGCUGCACCUGCAUCUUCUGAACCACCUGGCCCAGAAGCCAGGCCAGCAGCCCGAGACCAUCCUCCCUGCACCUUUGUGCCAAGAAAAGCCUAUGAAAAGUAAACACUGACUUUUGAAAGCAA
Symphalangus syndactylus (siamang) is the source of this 816-nucleotide messenger RNA. RefSeq names its product interleukin 17B (gene IL17B). Gene Ontology annotation, cellular component: extracellular region. The record is from RefSeq and is a predicted model, not a curated record. Lineage: Eukaryota; Metazoa; Chordata; Mammalia; Primates; Hylobatidae. Gene Ontology annotation, biological process: inflammatory response. Gene Ontology annotation, molecular function: cytokine activity.